Phytophthora nicotianae INRA-310 is the source of this 2037-nucleotide messenger RNA. RefSeq lists its product as hypothetical. The record is from RefSeq and is a predicted model, not a curated record. NCBI's taxonomy places the organism in Eukaryota, Oomycota, Peronosporomycetes, Peronosporales, Peronosporaceae. The coding region runs from base 1 to 2037 and encodes 678 amino acids. The transcript is spliced from 4 exons. Gene Ontology annotation, molecular function: oxidoreductase activity.
AUGGCCCCAAAUUUCGAUCAAGGUCCGUAUCCACAUGACGUCCAACCGGCAUCCACCUUGUGGACCGAAGAUGAAUAUACCAAAGUCUGGGAACACUUCCUCGACAAGUUUGCCGCCAUUCAGAGUCGCUUUCCUGCUCCGAUCGAUCGUUUUGAAGAGGAAGGUAGAGCCAAGAUGCAGAAGAUCGUGAUGCGGAUGAUCGAGCGUCGCGCUCCAAUCACGCUCGUUCUGCCGGCGUUCCCAUUCAAGUCGCCAAACUCAACCGAUAAAGUGCUGGGCAAGCUGCCAGACCGUGCUGAAGAGCUGUCUAUGGAGCGCCUCGAACGCUUCUGUCGUGAAGUGGAGGAGGCGUACCCUCCAGGAUGUAAAAUGGUCAUCUUCAGCGACGGUCGCGUCUUCAACGACCUGCUAGGAGUGAGCCUAAGUGACCUACGCGCUUUUGAGAACGAGAUGCAAGCGAUGGUGAAGGAGGCUGGUCACACUCACAUCUACUUCGACUCCAUGGACAACUACGUCAAGAACGUGGACGACCCGAUCCCGGAGAUCCUCGAACGGUUCAAUGUGCUACACAUGGAUUUCGAUACUCGUAUCAAGACGGAAGCAGCUAUUCGCAACACAUACUGCUCCUUCUGCAAGUUCCUUGAGCGUGAUCUCGCUCAGCAAUGGGUGGGAAUGUCUCGCUCUGCCAUGAAGCGUAGUUGCGGCAAGAUUGCCAAGCAAAUGAUGCACCGCAAUGUGGGCUUUUCAGCGCUGGUCGACGAUUCAUAUCCAGACGCAUUACGCAUAUCCAUUCACCAGUACGACAACGCUGGCCCAAAGUUUGGUAUUCACCUUAUCCCACAGAAAUCUGGCAAACCUCGUACCCCGUGGCACUCGAUGGCUAAACUGACUGGGAGUAGCAACUACAAACUCUCCGAAGUCCAACGACUGCUGACUCUCGUUGGCAAGUUCCUUCCUCUUGGUGAAGAUGAGUGGGAACGUCUAGCAACCUCCUACAACUCGAACCGCAGUCGUGGCAUCUCCGAGCGUGACUACGAGAGUCUACGGCGAAAGUUUAAGUUGCUCUACAGCACCCGCAAACCAACGGGUGUGGCAGACAUGCCUCCACACAUCAAGGAGGCGAAGAUUCUCAAGAAGAGCAUCGAUGACAAGCCCGACUUCAGCUUCGACUUCGAAGGCGAUGACGACAUUGGCAACACCAAAGCCAGUGCAACCAGUCUCCACUCAGCCAUCUACCUCCGCGAUGUGUUGAUCGACGACCCCACCACUCAAGUCGGCAGCAUGGACGAUCUGCUGGACCCGGAUGCUGUGUGCGAAGGGCUAGAGGCGUUUGCCGGUACUCCGAGACCGUCCCCAGUUUGUACCAGAUCCUCGCAACGACAGUUGCGAUCCACUGGUUUGCCUAAGCCGAAUGUGCCACAUGCUUCGACCUCAAGCGUCAACAGCGUGGAGAAAACCUCCUCGGGUCGUGCUCGCGACGCAGAUGAAUCGACGCGGUACCUCACGUCAUCCAACCGCCUGGGCGGUGGCAACCUAGCCGAAUUUCGAAACACUGCUGGGCGCAAACGCGAUGACGACAACGAUGAUGACCUCUUUGAGGCCAGCUACGCCAAAGUGAAGCGAGAGAAGGCAACGAAGAUGGCCACCCAACUGAAGAAACGGCUCAGCAAACUGGAGACCGGUUCCACUGCAAUGGGGAACAAUAUCAUUGAGCUGAUGAUGCUCAUGCGUGAGGAUAGCGAGCGCAGAGGUGAAGCUUGGCGUGCAGAUGAAGACCAGCGCCGACGCGAUGAAGUCGCAGCACGCGAAGCCCUACGCCACGCCGGGAAACUUGAAGCUGAAGAAUCAAACCAAAAGGAUGAGGACGCUGAUUUUGUCACGGAGGCUCUGCAAAAACGUUUAUACUCGGAUGAAUUCUGUUACUGGCACCGGUGGGUGAAGGGCGAAUUCGUGAUCGUGGACAACGUUUCGCAGUUGCAUGCACGUUCGAAGUUAGGAAUGGGUGGCCGCCACAUGCGCCGCAUCCAUUUCAGUUAG